Molecule: messenger RNA, 2722 nt
Organism: Stegastes partitus (bicolor damselfish)
Lineage: Eukaryota; Metazoa; Chordata; Actinopteri; Pomacentridae
Gene: macroh2a1
Product: macroH2A.1 histone
Exons: 9
Coding region: 149-1249 (366 amino acids)
Cellular component (GO): nucleosome
Molecular function (GO): structural constituent of chromatin; protein heterodimerization activity; DNA binding
Source: RefSeq, a predicted model, not a curated record
GCUCGGCGGGCAGCGCUGGCUGGCUCCGAUACUUGAGCUCGCUGUGGAUUGUGGGAGUCGGGGACACUGCCCUGCUCGUUACCGGAGAACGGGAGACAUUUUCCGCUGCGCCCUGUUCUAGUCUGACGCUGGUUGCAUCCUCAGCACCAUGUCCAGCCGAGGAGGAAAGAAGAAGUCGACCAAGACGUCCCGGUCCACCAAGGCCGGCGUCAUCUUCCCCGUGGGCCGAAUGCUGCGCUACAUCAAGAGGGGGCUGCCUAAGUAUCGCAUCGGGGUGGGAGCGCCCGUCUACCUGGCCGCUGUCCUCGAGUAUCUCACCGCGGAGAUCCUGGAGCUGGCAGGUAAUGCAGCCAGAGACAAUAAAAAGGGUCGGGUAACACCUCGACACAUCCUGCUGGCCAUCGCCAACGACGAGGAGUUGAACCAGCUGCUGAAAGGUGUGACCAUUGCAGCGGGUGGAGUUCUGCCCAACAUCCAUCCGGAGCUGCUGGCCAAGAAGAGAGGCGCAAAGGGCAAACUGGAGACGCCCGUCUCACCUGCACCCGAGAAGAAACCCAAGCCAGUCAAGAAAGCAGCAGCUAAGAAACUGAGUGGGAAGAAGGCCGGAGGGAAAGCCAAGAAGCAGGGCGAAGUGAGCAAGGCGGCAUCAGCAGACAGCACCACAGAGGGAUCUCCGGCCGACAGCUUCACCGUUCUCUCCACCAAGAGCCUCUUCCUGGGUCAAAAGUUGCAAGUUGUCCAAGCCGACAUUUCCAUCGUGGAGAGCGACGCUGUCGUUCACCCGACCAACUCCUCCCUCUAUUCAGGUGGUGAAGUAGGCUCUGCUCUGGAAAAGAAAGGAGGGAAGGAGUUCACCGAGGCGCUGCAGGAGCUGAAGAAGAAGAACGGCCCUCUGGAGGUGGCUGGUGCCGUGUUGACUGCCGGCUUUGGCCUGCCCGCCAAGUACGUCAUCCAUUGUAACAGUCCGGGUUGGGGCUCCGACAAGUGUGAGGAGCUGCUGGACAAGACAGUGAAGAACUGCUUGGCUCUGGCAGAUGAGAAGAAACUCAAGUCCGUGGCCUUCCCUUCCAUCGGUAGCGGAAGGAAUGGUUUCCCGAAGCAGACGGCAGCUCAGCUGAUCCUGAAGGCCAUCUCCAGCUAUUUCGUGGCCACCAUGUCUUCCACCAUCAAGACCGUCUACUUUGUGCUGUUCGACAGCGAGAGCAUCGGCAUCUACGUGCAGGAAAUGGCGAAGCUGGAGACGAGCUAAAAGUAUGGAAUACUCGCCUCCUUAUCCUUCUUCCCCCUUCCUGUUUUUUCCUGCAAGGAAAGAAGAAGGUGUUUACGAGUGAUUUGUUAAAUAUGAAGAGAAGAAGAAUCUUUCUAAAGGCCGGGAACUUGAUUUUGCAUUAUGUUUGUAUUUUUCCUAUAUUGUUUUUAAUUUCUUAUUUACUUGUCACCUCUGGCGUUUAAAUGUACAAGUGCACUGGUCAUUCUUGCGGUCUUUUAAUACAAGCAGUGCCACACAAAACAGAAUUCAGCAAGUGAGAAGACUCACUGUCAAAUUUAAUUUUCAGGAUAUAUACAGUAAAAAAAAAAAAAAAAGAUGUUAUAAGACGUAGCUACACCUCAAUUACAAGGCUUCCACAGAAGUCCGAUAAAUACGGGUUAAUGCAUGUAAAGGCAGUAAAGAUAUUAAAAAAACCAGAUAUUCUCUUUCUUUUGAGCUCAAUAACACAAGACACGUAAUUGUGUAUUGUAUUUUUUCGUAUCGAUUCAGCGUUUUGGGACAUCUCUGUUGUUAGUACUGUAUAAUGAAAAGGUAAAGAAAAGUUCAGUUGGCUCAACCUUGGUCUUCAGGAGACUCAUAUAACAGAUUAAUGGAAUGAGUUUUUGUUUUUGUGUUGUGUGUUGCAAAUUCCCCUUUUUGCCUUCGUUUAUGAGGCAAAAAGUGUUUUCUUAGUGUUCUGCAGAGACCUUGAAUUUCCAAAAAAAAAAAGAAAGAACAUAAUUAGAAAAACUAAUGAUUAGAAACGUAAAUGAUAUAUCUUGAUGUUAUGAGUUUAUUCUAUAAACUGAACAUCUGUUGGUUGUUAAUACAGUAAAAAAUGGAUUAAUUUAUGACCGAGAGGUGGAGAUUGGAGGUUUUUGCAGUGCACCGAUGAUUUAUAUCGUGUGUUCCUAAUAAGUGUUUAUAUAGAUGGAGUAUUUGUGAAAUGUUAUAGUAAAAUAUUGGACUGUAACAUAGAUUUUUAUUUUCUAUUUUAAUUUUCACACUGAUUCUAAAUGGCACAGGAUUUGAAAGACAAAAAAAUUGUAAGAGGUUGUUUUUUUGUGUGUGUGUUUUCGUCUUUGUUAAGCCAUAAAACAAGUGUACUCAUGUUUUCGCUGGAGGCUCUCUGCUGUUGCUUUUGGUUUUGCUCUUUCAUUCAGCCGCCACCAGAUGGCUCCCUGUAAUCAGCAAUUGGAUUUUUCAUCUCAGCCAUUUUCUGUGCAGCAGCAGCAGCAGACUUCACACAGACGCUGGUCGAUUUGAGUUGGAUUUGAAUUUGGAACUGACAGAUAUAUAUAUAUAUACACAUAUAUAUGAGGAACCCGACUGCUUUGCUGCAUUUGGACUUUUCGACAGCCUAACUUUCUUAUUAAAAAAGAAAAAAUUAAAAUGCUUUCUAAAGAAUUGCUACAAUUGAUGAUUCUACAAAUGGUCUGUACACACUCCGGUAAUAAAAUACCUUUAAAAACA